Molecule: messenger RNA, 595 nt
Organism: Rhagoletis zephyria (snowberry fruit fly)
Lineage: Eukaryota; Metazoa; Arthropoda; Insecta; Diptera; Tephritidae
Product: transient receptor potential channel pyrexia-like
Biological process (GO): monoatomic ion transmembrane transport
Cellular component (GO): transmembrane transporter complex; membrane
Molecular function (GO): monoatomic ion channel activity
Source: RefSeq, a predicted model, not a curated record
UUAAUAUUAAUGGGCAAAGAGAUUUUUCAGAUGGCUCACGGCUUACAAGGUUAUGCGAAAUAUUGGGAAAAUUGGUUGCAAUGGGCUAUUGUCUUCGGUGUCUUGCUUUGUGUGACGCCUGAAAUUUUAGUGCCCAGUAAUUUGUUGGCGGUGCCUAUGUGGCAGCAUCAUGUCGCUGCCAUUGUUGUGCUUUUGGUUUGGUUGGAGUUAAUGAUGUUGGUGGGACGUUUUCCGAUAUUCGGCGUUUACGUGCAGAUGUUUACGAAAGUUGCUGGCAAUUUUUGUAAAUUUUUAUUGGCCUACAUCUGCUUGUUAAUCGCCUUUUGCCUCAGCUUCUCAGUGCUGUUCAACGACUAUCCACCAUUCGAAAAUAUAACUUGGUCACUACUCAAAGCCAUCACUAUGAUGUCCGGUGAAUUAUUUCUCUGCUUCGUACUACUCGUCACCGUUAUACUCACCAAUCUGAUGGUAGGUUUGGCUGUCAGCGAUAUUCAGGGUCUACAAGUAUCGGCCACCUUGGAUCGAUUAGUGCGUCAAGCUGAAUUAAUUUCACGACUAGAAAGUUUAUUCUUUUCUCGCCUACUACGACGUGCAC